GUUUCUGGAUUUUAGAUUUUCCGAUAAUAAAACCCUAAACAGGAGAUAUUUUAAUUAGAUCCAUGAUAAAAGAAAAUAGAUAUUUGUGUUUCCCUCAAACUUGAUUCAUAUAUGUAUUCAAUUCAAUUUCAUACAAACUGAUUCGAUUUGAAAGAAUGGAAGGUCCCUUAGAUCGAUACUAUAAAUUAGGGAUUCAAGAAUCCUUCUCCCAGCUCUGCCAUUACCCAUCAGCUUGUAAAGAGCUCGCUUUAAUUCUUAAACUCUCCUAUUCUAAAUUCCCCAAAGUGUUACAAUCUCUCCUCGUCCAAGACGUCCUCACGGCUUUUCGUCUUCUUCCUCGAAUGCAAACACAAUCCGCCAUUUCAGCAGCCAAUAUUCUCCUUCAGAGUGUGGAAUCGGCAUUCCCAAAGCAAAAGAAGGCGCUGGCUGUAGCCGAGUUCAAGCAUGCCAUGGUUGCUCAUAAGAGGUAUUCGAAAGCCCAUAACAGUGAGGAAGAUACUCUUGAACUGCCACAAGAUGUUCUUGUGCACGUCUUCAGUUUCUUGGAUUUAAAAUCUUUAGUUUCUGCUUCGCAAGUUUGCCGUUUAUGGAAUGUCGCUUCAACUGAUAGCCAUAUAUGGCAGUUGAUGUAUGCUAUGUUCUUCAACACUUCACAUAAUUUCUCCAACAAAUAUAUGCUCUAUGGUGGAAUGACCGAGGAUGAGAAGUCCAAAAAUUCCCAAGAGAAUGUUGUUUGCAGAAGCAGCCUUGACUGGAGAACUGAUUUUAAGAAAGCAUAUGAAGGCAUCUCAUCAAAGAAACUCCUUACAUCUUGUAGGGGAUUCUGCAAGCACUGCCAUGCAAUCUUUUGGUUCAGUGACAUGGGAAAAGGAACUUGUAGACUGAAAUGCAAAUAUCACCAGAUGAAGCCGAUAUCUACACGACAGAUUGUUGAAUACCUAGAUGGUGACUAUUCUUCAUCAGAUAGUGAUUCCGAGUCCGAUUCAUAUGAGGAAUCUGCUCCCAAGCUUUGGGCUUAUCCUAGGAGGUCUGAAUUUUCUCUGUGAAUGUAGUUGGAUUGGUAAGCUCUUUAGAGAUGAUAUACAUGGCUGUACUUUAUUUUCUUUAUAUUAGAAUUGGUUCCAGAUGAUCAGAAAUCACAUAUACAAUACAAGAAUAAUUGUAGAAAUUGUUGAUAUCAAGUAAUUUUUGUUGUCAUUUACUAAAUUCAUAGGCUUGGUUUAGGGGUAGUGGUAGUUGAUGGAAGUAAUUAAGACAUGAUUGUUAAUAUUAUGGUUUUCAAUACCAAUAAAACUUGUUCUUCAGU
This is a messenger RNA of Cynara cardunculus var. scolymus (artichoke), 1306 nucleotides long. Its product is annotated as F-box protein At5g52880. The coding region runs from base 156 to 1046 and encodes 296 amino acids. The record is from RefSeq and is a predicted model, not a curated record. The transcript is spliced from 6 exons. Gene Ontology annotation, molecular function: protein binding. NCBI's taxonomy places the organism in Eukaryota, Viridiplantae, Streptophyta, Magnoliopsida, Asterales, Asteraceae.